Molecule: messenger RNA, 948 nt
Organism: Lotus japonicus
Lineage: Eukaryota; Viridiplantae; Streptophyta; Magnoliopsida; Fabales; Fabaceae
Exons: 6
Coding region: 1-948 (315 amino acids)
Source: RefSeq, a predicted model, not a curated record
AUGGAGGUUGUUUCUACUGCUGGUUUGUUGAAGACUGUCAAGGAUCUUGGCAGAUGUUUUGACAAGCUUGUUAGGGAGUUCAUUGUGAACAUCCCUGCAGAUUGUGAUGAUGCUUCCAGUACUGAGUACAGGAAGGUGUUUGUGAGGGGGAAGUGCAUCAACUUCUCUCCUGAAGUAAUCAAUGAAUUUUUGGGUAGAAGCCCUGUUGUGGUGGCUCAGGGGGAGCCUGAUUUGAAUAGGGUUGCUACAACCCUUACUGGGAAGUUGGUCAGGAAGUGGCCUAAGAAGGGAUUGCUUCCAUCUGGGAGGCUUACUGCCAAAUAUGUUGUUCUCUACAAGAUUGGUACCGCAAAUUGGAUGGCCACCAAUCACUUGUCUGGUGUGACUCCACCUCUGGCCAGAAUGCUCUAUUUGGUUGGAACUGGAGAGAUCAUUGCACAUCAACAACCUACUAUUGUAAGGGCUGAUGAGUCUCACGACAUUGUGCUCUCUGCAACAAAGGGAACUGCUAAUGCCAGUGGCACUAAGGCAGUUGGUUCUAGCAAGGAAGACAUCUUGGCUGAGUUGAAGGCGGUCUCCAAGUCUCUUGGUGACACUAUUCAGGCUUGCAAGGUCAGAAAACUCAAUGUUGAUCAACUCAUCAAGGCUAUGUCAGAUGUUGCAACUGCUGCUGCUGAGAAAGAAAGUGAAGAAGAGGGAGCUGAAGUUGUUGCUGGUGAAGAAGCAGAUGCUGAGACUGAGGAGGAUCUGACUUCUGUGGAUAGCUCUGCUUUCUGCUAUUGUGGUCUGACAUCUGGUAGAACAUCUGUCUGCGAGUGCCAGAAUUUCAGUUUUGUUCUCAGCCCAUUUGCAAAGCCCUUUAACAGAGAAAUGUCCAGAAUUGUCGAGACACCAAAGCAAGGAAUCAGAGCGAUUGAGGGCAGGAAAGAUGGCAUUGAUACAAUGUAG